AUGACGGUCAACCCACACACCCUCACGCUGUCCACCGCUCUCGAAGCUCGCUAUUCGCCCUCUGGCGAGAAGUGUGCUAUCUGCCAGGAGUCAUUAGAGGAUGUGCCUCCUGUCUACGAUUCAACAGAUGAACAUACACCCGACACGAAUCACCAGGCUGGGAUGGAAGCCGUUAUCACCAAGGUCUGUGGCGACAAACACUUCUUCCACCGAACUUGCAUCGAGUCAUGGUGGAAGUCCGGUAACCCUCAUCUAAACACUUGCCCUAUCGAUCGUACACUUUGCUAUGGUGGCGUACGUGUACCCCAGGAGCCCGUCAAUCUUCCUACGUAUACUACAUUCCCAGGCCAUGACCCGCAUGCACACGGUACCGUUCACAUAGGACGUCUUUCAGCUGAUGAUUUGAACUUCAUUACCAGCGCACGAAACCAGGCAUUCAUCUCAAUGCUCACUCCGCAUCAGGUCAUUACGAUCGGUCCACUCGUGGGCAAUCUGCUUGAAAGUGCGAUCGAGACUGUGCAGAGACGUACAUCGGAGCUUGCUAACGAAGUUACGAUCGACUGCUAUCUGGAUGCUCGCGACCUUGCGGAAGGGCUGGCCGCAGGUUACAUCACGCGCGAAGAUAUAGAUUUGGCCAACAGCAUCGCCGAGAAUAUAAUGAUCACGGCUGUGAACCGUAGCAUUGUGCCGGUUGGAGCGAGGGAAGGUGUGCAGGCUCCUUCCACUGCCGGUCCACAUAUUUCUGACGACAUGUUUGGGCAAACGGUAAGAACUGGAGCCGACGAAGCCGUUCCUAACCCCCAACGUGAUCAACUCGGCCACAAUGGUUUUGUGAUUCACAGGACUGUACGCCUCCAGCUACAAAUGCACGGGCCACAGCAUUACCUUGAUAGUAUCACUCAUAUGGUUGGCUUCUUCGACGAUGACCAAGAUGAUUCUGGUGGGGGUAACAUGGGUUAG
Alternaria viburni is the source of this 960-nucleotide messenger RNA. RefSeq lists its product as uncharacterized. Lineage: Eukaryota; Fungi; Ascomycota; Dothideomycetes; Pleosporales; Pleosporaceae. The record is from RefSeq and is a predicted model, not a curated record. Bases 1 to 960 code for a protein of 319 amino acids. The transcript has a single exon. Gene Ontology annotation, molecular function: zinc ion binding.